AUGGUCGUCUACGUUACUACAACAUCAGGAACUAAGGCAGCCGUUCCACGCCACGUCCCAUUUCUUACCACCUUUGGAACCAGACCAAUUUCCUUCCGUCCUUCAGCAUUGUCACAGAAGUUCAUAGGCCUUUAUUUUACUCCUAGAAUAUUCCUUGCAAUGUACUCCCCUGUGGAACUAACAGAGCAUCGGGAGGAGUUGAGAGAGGAGAUUGAGAAGAUGUGGCAGGAGCAGAGGGAUAAUGUUGAGUGGUGGUAUGUUGAUAGUAGGACUUCUGCUACGCAUAAUUCUGCUACUUAAAGAGAAGGUACGGGUGCGGAACCCAACGAGCAAAGCGCAGAGACUCAUAAGACCGACGAGGAGACCGCUGCAAAUGAGAAGUCUGCUACGCAGUCCUAA
Messenger RNA from Hymenoscyphus albidus, 399 nucleotides. The record is from the annotation of a GenBank genome assembly. Lineage: Eukaryota; Fungi; Ascomycota; Leotiomycetes; Helotiales; Helotiaceae.